AUUCCGGGCCUCUUUUAAGGCUCUUCUUUAAGUGGGAGCCUGGCCCUUUAAAUAGUCCGUGUCGGAGGCCAUUUUAAGGCUUCCGGUCAUGCGCACAGCGUAGUUCAGAGGAAUGCCUUCACCUGGACGUGAGGAACAGUUGGCACAAAGGAACUGAAGAAGACCAGUGAAGCUGGAGUGUAGUGGAUAAUGGGAAAAGGGUACAAGAUAAAUUUGGAGAAUAGACAGAGUCCAGGAUCUUAGAAGUCUUCGGAAGCCAGGGCAUUGUUAUUUGAGAAUGGAAGAGGAUACAGAUUUUAGAAUCAGGUUUAGUUCUCUGUGUUUCAUUACAGAUCACGUUGGAUUUCAUGGCACCAUAAAAAGCUCACCAAGUGACUUUGUUGUUAUUGAGAUUGAUGAACAGGGACAGUUAGUUAAUAAAGCCAGUGAUGAACCUAUUCACAAGGUUAAUAAAAUACUACCUGGGCCAAAUAAUUUGGCCAAAAAAACAAACCUAGAUCCUCAAAAUUUAUCCUUUGAAGAGAGAAGCAAUCAAGAAGUCAAUACUUUGGCUGGGUGCUCUGGUGAUGACCAGAAUUAUGAGCCUGGUUCAGAAAAGGAAGAUACUAUCGAAGAUGGAACUUCCAAAGGUGAAGAAGAAAACAUUGAUGUGUUAGGAUCCUUGUUAGAUGAAAAAACUAAUGAAUUACUGAAUCGGUUUGCCUGUGAUGUAAAAGAGAAGUGGAAUUCUAAAACUGAACUAAUUGGACCAUCUUCUGAAUUCUCAUUAGGCAGAAUCCUUGACAAAAACCAGAGGGCUAUUUUGCAUAGUGCUAUUAGGCAGAAAUUUCCUUUUUUAAUAACUGUAGGAAAAAACAGUGAAAUUGUUGUAAAACCAAAUCUUGAGUAUAAAGAACUCUGUCACUUGGUAUCUGAAGAAGAAGCAUUUGACUUUUUUAAAUAUUUGGAUGCAAAGAAAGAAAAUUCCAAAUUUACCUUUAAACCUGAUAUAAACAAAGAUCACCGAAAGGCUGUCCACCAUUUUAUCAACAAAAAGUUUGGAAAUCUUGUGGAAACCAAAUCUUUUCCUGAACCGAAUUAUAGUGCUGAUAAUCCAAAGGUAAUGAUAACAGUAAGAUUUCGGGAAAAGGCACACAAGCCCAGGAAAAGAUCUCUUCAUGGAUGCCAGGAAAGAAGAGUUAUAUACACAGCCUUUACCCUACGAAAAGAAAAUCUGGAAAUGUUUGAAGCAGUUGGUUUUUUAGCUAUCAAACUUGGAGUGAUUCCUUCGGAUUUUAGUUAUGCAGGACUUAAAGACAAGAAAGCCAUCACUUAUCAAGCAAUGGUUGUUAGAAAAGUGACACCAGAGAGGUUGAAAAAUAUUGAAAAAGAAAUUGAAAAGAAAAGAAUGAAUGUGUUUAAUAUUCGGUCUGUAGAUGAUUCCCUUAGACUCGGUCAGCUCAAAGGAAAUCACUUUGAUAUUGUCAUCAGAAAUUUAAAAAAUCAAAUAAAUGAUUCUGCAAACCUGAGAGAGAGAAUUUUGGAGGCAGUAGAAAAUGUUAAGAAUAAAGGGUUUGUGAAUUACUAUGGACCACAGAGAUUUGGGAUGGGAAGGAAAGUUCACACAGACCAAAUUGGAUUGGCUUUGCUGAAGAGUGAAAUGGUGAAGGCUGUACAGUUAUUUCUUACACCAGAAGAAUUGGAUGAUCCUGUAAAUAGAGCAAAGAAAUAUUUUCUUCAAACUGAGGAUGCUAAAGGCACACUUUCACUGAUGCCUGAAUUCAAAGUUCGGGAGAGAGCAUUGUUGGAGUCCUUGCAUCGCUUUGGCGUGACAGAGGAGGGCUGUAUCCAGGCGUGGUUCUCUUUCCCCCAUUCCAUGCGCAUAUUCUAUGUUCAUGCAUAUAGCAGCAAAAUCUGGAAUGAGGCAGUAUCUUACAGACUUGCAACCUAUGGAUCAAGAGUGGUGGAGGGUGAUUUGGUCUGUUUGGAUGAAGAUAUUGAUGAUGAGCAUUUACCAAGUAGUAAAGUUCAUCUAGUAACUGAAGAAGAGGAAUCAGCUAAUACAUAUGCAAUACAUCAGGUGGUUCUUCCAGUGCUUGGAUACAAUAUUCAGUACCCAAAGAACAAACUAGGGAAGUGGUACCAGGAAGUACUCAGCAGAGAUGGACUACAGACAUGUAGAUUUAAAAUACCUACUCUGAAACUGAAUGUUCCAGGAUGCUAUAGAAAGAUUUUGAAACAUCCCUGUAAUCUCUCAUACCAACUAAUAGAAGAACAUGAUAUUGAUGUCACGAAGGAAGGUUCCCACAUCGAUGAAGCAACUUUAUCUCUUUUGAUCUCUUUUGAUCUUGACGCUUCGUGUUAUGCUACCGUUUGUCUGAGGGAAAUAAUGAAGCAUGACUUUUAAAACUGAUCCCCUUAAUAUAAUCAUGUAUGUGCCACUUUUUAAAGGAAAGGGAGCUAAAGUUUCUUGGGCAUCUACCAUGUGCUAGGAGCAUUAUAACUGUUAUCUCCUUUAAUUACACAACAUCCUGAUGAAGUAGGAAUUUGAUACUUACAUUCCAGAGGACGGAUAGCUAGUAAGUGGCAGCAUCUGAGUUGAAGACUCCAAAGCCUUUGUUCUUUCUAUUAUCUAAUAUCUCAGUGACCUUUAGUCUGUGCUAUAAAAGUUAGUCUUUCUGGACUGUUAGGAGCAUAUAAUACUGCAGGAUGACAUUAAAGAAGAUAACAUUAAAGAAAAACAUUUUUGGAGUAAUGUUUAUAUCCUCAAGCUCCUUGCUUAGAACGUAGAUGAAACUAGGUUGUAAUGAAAACAGGGUUGGAAAGAUAGAUGAAGCAUUUUGUUAAUUAUUGCCAUUCUCUCCUAUUUUUGAAAUUAUUGAUCAGAACAGUACAUUAGGAAAAUAUAAUCCCUCUAUUUAUGAUAGCUACCCCAGGGUAGUUUACCCCUUUAUGAGGUAAAUAAUCUUUGAUGAAGAUUGAAAUAAAAUUUUUCCUACAGUUUCUUUAUCUUGACAUAUAUUGACCCUCCACUUUUUUGUUAUUUUUGUUCUAUCAUCUAAAGCAUAAAUUUUUAGAGUCAGGCUGAUCUGUGCUCAGACUCCAGCUCUGACGCUUACUAGUGACUGAGUGUUAUUGAUUCUCUUUGAGGCUCAUUUAAGGAAUCAAGAUAGCACCAGUCUCAUAAGCAGCAAACAAUAGAAUUAUCUCCACCUUUUUACGUUGCUGGAGGAAGAAAUACAUUUUACCCAUUUCGAAAAUUCUGUAUUUGUUGGUUUAACUACCCCACAUCACAAACUAUCCUUAUCUACUUUACGUCAGGUACAUUUGGGGGGAAAUGGGAUAUACUGAUUGGGAAAAUCUGAGCAUUCUUUUAUUGCUGGUAGCACUACAUAAUGACUUAAAAAGCUGUCAAGAGUAUUAUAUAUUAGUAAUGUGGCACUUUUAUAUACUUAAGUCAGUCAAACCAUUUUGGGUAUAUUAGCAUAAGGAAAUAAAAUUCCAAAGAAGGAAAAAAACUGUUUGCAAUGCAAAAUUUGCUUAGUGCAGUAUUCCUAUAUAUAUAGAAAGAAAUUAGAAACAGUUUGGAAGUCCAGCAUUAGCUAACUAAAAGUAAAAUGAGAUGUAACAACUUGAUGGCAAAACAUUUAGUUAUUAAAGUUGAUGAUGAAGGUUUUAGGUAUGUGAGAAAAUGUUGCCCCACAAAACCACGUAUAUAUAUAUUUAACCAUAUAUAUAAAACACAAAUGCAGUAUAUACACUGCAUGCAGCUUUUACACAGGAGAGGCACUUUAGCAUAGUGAUUAAAAGCUUAGAUACUGGGGACAGACUCCCCUAGUUUGAAGCUUGCCUCUGCCACUUAGAGCAGUGUGGCCUUGGACAAGUUGUUUAAGCUUUGUGGGUUUCAGUUUCAACAUCUAUAAAACAGGGAUGAUAAUAAACCUACCUCUUAGGAUUAUUGUGAUGAUUUGCCGAGUUAAUAUAUGUAAAGCAGCUUAGAAACGUGCCUAGCAUUUAGUGAUUGUUAAAUCAAUGUCCACAGAUGCAAGUUAGGAAGGGAACAGAAAAAAAUGAAAAUGCCAUUCUGUUAAGAUCGUAGAAUGUUUGGAAUUUUUUUAAUACUAGAAAGUUCCUCUUUUGUCUUUAUAUAUUUUAAUAAUAAACAAAUUCAGGACACAAAACUUUCAGAUUGUGGUACCAUGGAUUUUAAAAAUUACUUUUAUUGCCUUAAUAUUUUAUCGAAAAUGAAAUGAUGCUAUAUUAAAUAGUAAAAAAAUUUAGAAAUGAUGUUUUAACUUUAUUUUAUAUGAUAAAUUAUAUCCUAUAAAUGUAAUCAGAAAGUGAAUUACUAAAUAAUUAAAUCCCAGUUUUCUUUUAAUCAUUGGGUAGCAAUUAGAAAAUACGAAAUCAUUAAAAAUGUGCCAUCAUUGAUAGUAUUUUCUUUGCCUGUAGAUGGCACUAUAAUUUUAGGUAUCUUUCUAAUUUAUUUAUUUAGUACUUUGGCCCUGUGUAAAGAAAGGUAUCACUAAAGUUAUUUCAGGUCACCAUAAAAUGUAUUCAGAUACUGUUCAUGUGAAAAAUUAUUUUAUAUACUAAUAAUAUUUGCCACGUUAAUUUUUUUUUUUUUCAGUAAGGACUUGAAUAGACUUUGGACCAAAUGAUGAGCAGUCACCUAAGUUUUUGCAGUUUUUCUGGAGCAUUUCAGGCUUUCAGAAGAAGAAUCUUUGGAUUAGCUUUAAUUUUCAGCGUUGCAUUUGAAACUGAGCAAUAGUGCCUCAGGAUUACUAAGGAACCAAUAGAAGAACCAGGAAGCAGUUAUUCUGAAUUCAAAGAACAUUCUUCCAAGGCAUUGAAAGAGAAAACUUUAAUUUCAAAGUGAAGCAUUUGAUGGUUGUGUUUUUAAUGUACAUAUUCUCUCUCGUUUUGAUUGUUGCGAUAAUUUUCUAACUGACCACCCCCAUUCUUCACUCUAACUGGUCUAUCUUUGUAUAUAUACUCAUGUCAGUUACCGCUCCCCCCCCCACCAAAAAAAAAGUAGAAAUCUGAUCCUGUCAUUGUGUUGAGACCAUAUAACAUUUCAGGGGCUUCCCAGUACCUAUGGAAUGAAAGUGCAGAUUCCUAAACACAGCACAUGUAGACAUGUACAGCAUGGUUUCAGAUUAUCUUCCAAAUGUCAUCUGCCUCUUACUCUCUAAUACAUACCUUUUGGUUAAGUUCUGUUUGCUCCUUGCCAAAUAUAGCAAGUUUUCCCAUGUUUUGUACCUCAACCUCCCAUUCUCCAUGGCAGAAAGUCCUCUCUGUUUAGGUUAAAUAAAUGUCUUGUCUGUGAAAUCUGUGUUCUCAUAACACUCAUACUGUUCAUAUCAUGUUAUACUUAUUUGAUUGAAUAUCUGGCUCAUCUACUACUAACUAUUUAAGGGCAUUCUUCUUUAUACCUCAGGUACCCAUCAGUGCCUGACAUGUAGUAGGCUUAAAAAUGCUGAAUGAAUACCACAAACACACCUUAGUAAAGUUACUUGGUAAAUAUAUGUAUCUCAGGAAAGUUCUAAAAUAGCCUUUUACCCUCACAGAAAGUUUAGAGUAUUAGAAUUGGAACUCAUUAUAAUGCCUUUCCACUUUUACAUGAAUUGCCAAAAUAAUUUUAAUGGUUUCAUCUUUGUCAUCACUACCUGAAAAAUGCCUACUUUUGAUUUAAAUAUUAAAUGCAUUGUAGAAUUUCACUUAACAACUCAGAACAAGCUGUCAGGGAAUAUAACCAUUCUCAUGUUACAAAUGAAGAUUCUAGGGCUUGAAGAGGUUAAGUAGCGCUUACCCUAGGUUGCAAAGAGAGUUUACCCUAGCUCUUUUUGUUUUCAAGGCCCAUGGUGAUAACUACUUUGCUCUGCUGAUUCCUAAUGCAAAAUGCCUCAGUUCACUUUGCUUAACUAGUGAUUAUUUAAUUUCUGCCCAUCUCUGAAUUUACCUGUAUAUUUCUAGUACUUUAUGACAUUAAGGCAACCUGGGGGAAGACUCACUAAGUGACAAAAUGAUAAUGGCUGUUAAUCAUUGGGCACUAUGUGCUUAGCAUUUUACAUCUUACCAAUAAGUACUUACCUGUGGGAUAAGUACCAUUACUUUUAUUUUAUAGAUGAGGACACAGAGAUAGAGUUUAAGAAUUAAGAACCUUGAGAAGGGUGAAACACGGAGCCAGAGCUGAAACUCAGAUGCUUUUUCUUACAGAAUCCAGAGACUCUUAAGCCAUGAACUUGGUUUGAAAUUAAGUGGUAGUGACUCCGGUCAUGUCACAGAGCCAACACAAAUGUUCUCUUGAGGAAGUUGCAUUCAUCCCAGGUUUCCCAUACAUGUUCAAAGACAGUAAGCAGCACAGAAAAAAAAAAAAGCAAGGCAUCAUGAUAAGUGUCAGCAAAAACAAAAGACAAUAUAAAUAGACCUGCAGGACUUCAGAAUAAUAGACAUGGACUUCAUGUUAACUAUUUUUAAAGAAGUAAGAGAUGACCUUGAAAAUCUGCAGGAAACAAGAAGCUACAACACAAUCUAGUAUAUUUGAAAAAGAACCAACAGACUUUCUAGAAGUGAAAAUGUAGUAAUCAAAACUUAAAACUCAUGAGUUUAAUAACAUUACACAAAAUUGAAAGCAAAUUAGUAAGUUGGGCCCAAAAAAAUCCAGAAAGGAGCAAUGAGAUUUUAAAAAAUUACAGAGAUGAGACAUGGAGGAUAGAGUGAGAAAAUUCAAAAUACAUUUAAUUAGAAUCUGAAGGAAAGGAGAAAGAAUAAGGUAAAGGCAAUAGUUGAACAGAUAGUGGCUGAGAGUUAUCUGGAACUAAUAAGACACUAAAAUACAGAUUUCAGAAGUCCAAUGAAUCCCCAGUAGUGUAAAUAAUAAUAAAGCCAGAUUGAGAUACAUCAUAGUGAAUAUGCAGCACAUCAGUAAUAAAAAGAAAAAUCUUAAAAGCAGCUGGGUAAAGAUUAUUCUCAGGGUGUGUGAUAGCUUACUCUCCAGAGCAACAAUGGAAUAUAAUGAAAUAAUUGAGAAAGUUUACAACUAAGUACUGACUCUCACCAGAGGAAAUUAGAACAAAAACAAGCUUCAGGCAGAAGGUAGAGGAUCUCAAAUCAAAAGCCUAAGGUGGAGGAAUGAAUGAUGAACAGGAAAAGUGGUAAAUAUAAACAAACAUUGCCUUGAUAAAAUGAUAAUAUCCGCAAUAUCUUGUGGGUUAAAUAAGGAUGAUAAAUUAAAACAUAGCACCUGGGAGGGAACUAAAAGGGGUUAAUGAUCUAAGGUGGUAUUAGCUGUAAAAAAGGAUAAACAUUGAUUCAUUUUAAUCUUUGAUAAAUUGGAACGGUGUGGUAUGAUAUCUAUAAUACUAAAAGAAUGAAAACGGUUAUAACAUCCAAACUUGGUGCAGGAUGAUUGCUCUAACAAUGUGUUCCCUACAGGUUAGAGUUUUGUGAUUAGUUUGAUAUACUUGAUAACAGACAUUUGAUUCAAUACAAGAAUCAUUUCCAUUGUCAUGAAAAAUUUUAACAUUGAAUAUUUCAAGAAGAAUAGGAAGAGUUAGCUUCUUCAAACAUAAUUUCAAGUGUUGUAAAUUUUGAAUGAUUGUAAAAAAAAGAUUUAAAAUUUUUCCCACAAAAUUUUAUGCAGUUAUGUAUAUAUAGUAUUUACUAUUUUCUAGGUAUUGUCACAAACACUUAUUCUCUUAAUGAUAAGUUUUGACCAGGUGUGCAGAUGUUGCUACUUCACACAAAAAAUCCAUGAUUAAAACAUUAUGGUCAGAGAAGCAAGCUCAAAUUUCUUAUUAAAAUUUUGAAAAUACUUUAUUUUGAAACUUCAUAUGUAUUCAGUAUUUAAUAUCUUCCGUAGUAGGUCUGUUUUAUUUUUCUUAUCAUAAUUAUAUAAAAGCAAUAUUGUUUUUCACUAACUCAUACCCCUGAAUUCUUUCCAGCCUACAUUAGUGUGAUACAAAUAUCAUUUUCUGCAUGUGAGGAAAGAGGCUGGAGAACACUACAUUAUAUAGAGCCAGAUAGAGUGGAGGAGAGUAUGAUCAUUCUGCAUUCUGCAUUUUUAAGACUAUAUUAAAAACAAAAAAAUAUUAGAAAAUACAUGCAUAAUAAAUAUGACUACUCAUAUUUAUUUCCUUGUGUGUUUCUCCUUUACUUUUCUUUCUUUUUUGUUCAUGCCCCCAUGCUCUCAGUCUGCAUUUGACAACUGACUUGAUCAGUUCCAUAGCCACAAAAAGUCAUAAGUAGUUGGCUUCAUAAAAUACUUCUGUGACCUUUGUACUGAUGGUUUCUAGUGUUCCCAGAAGAAAACUCACUAGGAGCCAGCCUUCAACUUCAAUGCCUACUCUAAUUUCACAGUGAAAUAUAUCCUUGUACUUAUAACCCCCUCCUUGCUCAUCUAACUCUGCUAGGUAUUCUUCUCCAUGUUUUAAUGCUCCAAGGAAAACUGGGGGGCUACCUUAGAAUUUUCUCUGCCUAUUUCUGGAGUGUUAGAAUGCUUAUUUUUAUCAUAGUCACUUUCUAGGUGACAAAUCAAGUAAAGUAUUUUGGCAAUCAGCUUAAUUGCUCUAGUAAUUGCAGUGGAAUAGAAUUUCUCCUAAUAGGAGCUAUUAGGAAAUAUUCCACAUGUGUUUAAUAAGACAAAUUAGAGAACUUAACAUUUAAAUCCUUGGUUACUGUUUUUAUAAUUGAGUUUAAUGUCAUCCAAGAGACAAUAAGUCUUAUAAGUCUUAAACUUAGGUCUCUGGUCUAAACACCUUCAGGUGACUUGUGAUAUGAAUGUGGUUGUGCAAGUGGGCUUUUACCCCUUUUCCUGAAUGGAAAUCAUAUAAGAGCAAUAAGGAAAACAGCAUUUUUUUUAAACCAGCAAACGAUAUGAUAAGCAAAUUUUAAGUGCAUGUAAGAACUGCCAAGAGCAGCUGAGACCUGAAAAAGGUUGCAUGGUAGGAUGUGGGGAAAAAAGUGGCAAGAGGGUUCAGUAACAGCAGAUCUCAGAAGCAGCGAGAAAGGCUUUUCCUAAAUAUGACAGGUCUACCCUGAAAAGAAAAUUUUGGUAGGUAAGGCUGGUGGCAAAAACACUGCCAAACAUGGUUUGAGGCCAAACGAAGCAUCUCAAAUAAUGAUGUUGUAUUUGUAGGAAACAGAAGAGAGCAUCUUUGAGUUAUAAAUCAUGGAAGAUUAUCCUGGCCUCUCCCACCUAACCAAGAACCUCCUGCAAAUAGCUGGCCCAGGAAAAUUCAAGUCAUUCAACAAUGAGUAGCAAAGGAAACUGGCACACUCUCAACACAAAGAUAAACAUGUGGGGAAAAAAGAUAAAGUUGUGGAAAAGAGCAGCAAAAUUUACCAACAGCCUGCAAAAAGGUGACCAUGAAGAUAAAAAUUGUGACACGCUUUUAUUUUAUUUUUUGGUAAAGAAAUCACUUCUGUGAAAGAAGACAAAGAAAUGGAAGAAGAAAGAAAACGUAGGAAAUAUAACACAAGAUAAAGGAGGGAGGAGAGGAAACCUGAGACAGCAGAUUUCAAGAAAGGUGCAGAAGGCAGAACCGUCAGAGAAAUGAAGAUGAAAUUGAAGCAAGCACAAAAAGCAGUAGACAAUGAGAAGAAUACAAGGGACGAAAAAGCAACUGGAAACCACCCAAACGUCUAUAAAAGGAAAAUGGAUGAAGAGAUGGUGGUGUAUUCAGGCAAUAAAAGAAAAAAUUUAAGAUACAUGCAACGGCAUGAUGAAUAUCAAAAAUAUUGUAUUGCAUGAGGGAAGCCAGGAACAAAAAGAGGACAUGUGCUGUGAUUCCAUUUAUAUGAAAUUCAAAAAAGGCAAAAUAAAUUGUGGUAAUAAAAAUUAGAACAGUUGUUGCUUCAGUGUGUAUGUAUGUACGGUGGGGGCGGAAGCAAGGGGAGUUGGAUCUAAGGGCCGGAGGGGAAAUUUUUGGGUGAAGGAAAUAUUCUACGUCUUGUUUGGGAUGGGGUAAAUGGAUUUAUAAAUUUGUUAAAACUUGUUAGACUGUGUACACUUAAGAUCUAUAUAUUUCACUGUAGGUAGAUUAUACUUGAGUAAAAUAUUAUAACGCAUC
Orcinus orca (killer whale) is the source of this 10052-nucleotide messenger RNA. RefSeq names its product pseudouridine synthase 7 like (gene PUS7L). The coding region runs from base 278 to 2386 and encodes 702 amino acids. The record is from RefSeq and is a predicted model, not a curated record. Gene Ontology annotation, cellular component: nucleus. Gene Ontology annotation, biological process: pseudouridine synthesis. The transcript has 12 exons. NCBI's taxonomy places the organism in Eukaryota, Metazoa, Chordata, Mammalia, Artiodactyla, Delphinidae. Gene Ontology annotation, molecular function: RNA binding; pseudouridine synthase activity.